This is a messenger RNA of Ipomoea nil (Japanese morning glory), 944 nucleotides long. RefSeq names its product 60S ribosomal protein L10a-like. Gene Ontology annotation, molecular function: structural constituent of ribosome; RNA binding. Gene Ontology annotation, biological process: translation. NCBI's taxonomy places the organism in Eukaryota, Viridiplantae, Streptophyta, Magnoliopsida, Solanales, Convolvulaceae. Bases 114 to 764 code for a protein of 216 amino acids. The record is from RefSeq and is a predicted model, not a curated record. Gene Ontology annotation, cellular component: large ribosomal subunit. The transcript has 6 exons.
AUUUCAUAGCCCAAAACCCUAGCUUUAUUAUCUCUACUCUUCAUCUCCGUCAGUCUCAUUCUUCGGUACUUGGCAGCUCAGAUAAUUGGCAAGGAAGACAGGAAUCUUCUGCCAUGAGUAAGUUACAAAGUGAUGCCUUGAGGGAAGCAAUCACCCAAAUAAAGGGGGAUUCCGCUGAGAAGAAUCGCAAAUUCACAGAGACAAUUGAGCUCCAAAUUGGGUUAAAGAACUAUGAUCCUCAAAAGGACAAGCGUUUCAGUGGUUCUGUUAAGCUGCCUCACAUUCCCCGCCCUAAGAUGAAAGUGUGCAUGCUUGGUGAUGCUCAGCAUGUGGAAGAGGCUGAGAAAAUCGGCAUGGAAUAUAUGGAUGUUGAAGGGUUGAAGAAACUCAACAAAAACAAGAAACUUGUGAAGAAGCUAGCUAAGAAGUAUCAUGCCUUCUUAGCAUCUGAAGCUGUUAUUAAACAGAUCCCUCGUCUUUUGGGUCCUGGUCUUAACAAGGCAGGUAAGUUUCCGACAUUGGUUACACAUCAGGAGUCCUUAGAGACAAAGGUGAACGAAACAAAAGCUACAGUAAAAUUUCAGCUCAAGAAGGUGCUCUGUAUGGGCGUUGCUGUUGGUAACGUCUCCAUGGAGGAGAAGCAGAUCUUUCAAAACGUCCAAAUGAGCGUCAAUUUUCUCGUUUCACUCCUCAAAAAGAACUGGCAAAACGUGAGGUGCUUGUACUUGAAGACAACCAUGGGGAAGCCGGUUCGCGUCUUUUAAGUCCCUCUUGUUCUGUAGGGUGGUGAUCCAAGAAUGGGAGUCUUACCUUGUUCCAACAGCAAUAUUUUUGUUUUAUCAAUAUCAUGGAUUUUACUGCUUUGGUUUUUACUGACAUUUUACUUGGAGAUAAGACAUGAAUUAUAUACUGGUUUUUAUUGGAUAUUACUCUUUGCUGUUUCA